Spirodela intermedia is the source of this 2789-nucleotide messenger RNA. The record is from the annotation of a GenBank genome assembly. Lineage: Eukaryota; Viridiplantae; Streptophyta; Magnoliopsida; Alismatales; Araceae.
AUGAACAAGGACAAGAUCUUCAAGUUGGCGAAGGGGUUCCGGGGCCGCGCCAAGAACUGCAUACGGAUCGCGAGGGAGCGAGUGGAGAAGGCGCUGCAGUACUCGUACCGCGACCGCCGCAACAAGAAGCGGGACAUGCGAUCCCUCUGGAUCGAGCGCAUCAACGCCGGCACGCGCCUUCAAGGAGUAAGAUGCCCCUCCUCCUCCACCGUAAUGCUUCCUGAUCUAUCUAUCUCUUUCAAUGGUGCGAGAACUUGGUUCGAUUGGCUGUUGAAGCGCGGAAACUAUUAUAGGGGGUACUGGAAUGAUUUCGACCUUGGACGUUUGAUAGCAGGAUUAGCAACAGCUUUAAGUAAAGGCCGCGGAGAAUUUCAUAUUGCUUGCCAUUUCAGGUUAUCAGUGUGGAAACCGUUGAUUUUUAGGGAUAAACCUUGUGAAUGAUCUUGACUUAUUCUUUGGCUCCAUUGAGACAUAAAACAAGCUUCUGCAGGGUCGCCAAAGUAGAAUGCAUAAUCCAUCAUUACCCUACCACCCACCAUUGAUGAUUCUGCAGUCGAUUCUCUUUCCUUUUCUCUUAUAGUAGCCAAUUCUAGCUUAUUCCUUGAUACCAGAGAUCGCGUGUUUCUCUUCCGAAUUCUUUGUUUCCCCUUGGUUAAGGAAGAUGCGCGGUUUUCGACUUCAUCAUCUUCUCCUUCUCAUCAACUGUGCAUAUGGCAUCAUUUAUGGAAACCCGUUACCACGCAGGAUUCUUGUGAAAACGAAUAUGAAUUGUCUAUUGGGUGGGAUGGCAGACUACACCAUGAACCAAUUUAAUUUAUAUGAAGCAGUCAUGGGUUUACCCUGCAAACAAAACAGAAAAGAGUCACUAUUCAUGCUUGUCUCUUUUAAUUGAUUUAUUGGAUCUAUCCAUUAUUCCAUAAACCUAGAAAGUACAAGAGAAGAGUUGAUCUUCAAUUUUUUUAUUGAUUAUCUGGGUUUGAUCAAAAUUCAUACAAAUAGCUGCAGUGCAGCAACAAAAAGGGGGAAAAAAACUCUCAAUGGUGUAAAUUAAACAAAAUUGUAAUCAAUAGAAGUGGAAGUUGCAGCAGUUGUCUGAUGAUCGCUAUAAUAUUAAAACUAAAAAAAAAGAAGAGAAGAACAGCAGUACUUUAACUUGGCAAACCAUCAGAAGAUUCUAAUACAAUAGGUACACUAAUCAGCAUGGCUAAUGAAGUCGCAACUAAUGCAACAAAAAAAAAACUAUUGGAAAGGAAUAUUUAUGCUUCCUCGCCUCGCUUGAUCGUGUCUUUCUUGCUGAAACUCGACUUAAACGCAUUUUCAGUAAGCAGUUUGAUGUAAGGUUGUCUGAUUUCGUGCAAGCUAUCAUCAUGAACUUAGCUUUUGAGAUGGGUAAUGCUGUAGUAUCUGUUGUAAUCUGAGGUUGCCCAGAUCCUUAUCAAUGAGUAAACGCAAAACCCGGUCAACUGUUUAUCUAGUGUGAUGAGCCUAUUAUUAUUGAGUGAACUGACUUAUUGACUCCAUGCUCACCUCUUGAAUAUUUCUACUAUUUACACGAAAAACUGCUCGUUAAUGUGCUUCUAAUUUGGAGAAACUCUCGUACCAGAGACCUGUUUGAUAUGCUGCCUAUUGAUGAUGUGAAGAUAUCACUCUGUGCCCUGGCAGGAUCAUCAUUGAUGAACUUACUUUGGAGUCGCGGGUAAAAUGUUUUGGAAAACUAGUAACUAAUUUGCAUGUCAAGUUUCUUUUUCUGGCCGUUAUCAUUAUAAUACUCUAAAACCUGAUUGAAAAUAGAGAAAAUUGAGUCAAACCAUUGACUGGAUGGGUUUAGCGUUUAAUGUUUCGGGUUUCUUUUAAAGUAGGUCACUACUCUGUCGUUGGGAAAAUAGGCUUUAAGUCGAUCUGUGAAGUUAUUUCAUGUUUGUUCUCUAUGUUCGUGGACGUUUAGUAACUAUAACUUCCAUUAUAUUUAAUGGCGUAGUGAAUUGAUUAACUAUGCCGUGAUGUGUUUGCAUCAUCGGAUGCUCUGAUAUAUAACGGAGGGAAAUUCUCCGACUAUGCCUACUCGUGUUUUUCUUUAUCUGGGACUCCACUCGACCAUUCCAGAGCUGAUUGUGUUCAAUCAAGGGGCGUUCUUCUCGUCAUAUACUUUGCGCCAUACGUUCUUCAAUGAAAUCUCAGGCCGCCCACUUUCUGAAAGGAAAUAUAUAUGUAUAUAUAUGCUGCCACAAAGCAAGAAAGGUCAGAUUAUCUUGUUAGAGAGCACUUUUCAUCUAUUGCUGGUUCAUGGGACGAAGCUUUGUGAUCUUGAAGGACUGAAGCUACAUUUCUAUUUAUGCCAACACUGGUUACCGCAGCCCAUGUUUCCUUGUCUGACAUAGAUGACCGUCUUUAUGCUGCUUGGGUACUGAAUAGCCAGCCUCUCUCCAGUUCUUCAUCAUCUCCCCUAGUGAACUGUGAAUGCCGGCACUGUCCCUGCUUGUUGCAAUACUGCAUGGGAUAUGCUCUCUCAUUCUGGAUGCUGUUGUUACUUGGGGAAUUGCGAAAUGAGUGGAGGACCCUAUGAAUGAGUUAGUUUAUCGAGCUCUAUAUCUGACGUUCGCCAUUUUCAGGUGAAUUACGGCAACUUCAUGCACGGGCUGAUGAAGGAGAACAUCCAGUUGAACAGGAAGGUCCUGUCGGAGCUGUCCAUGCACGAGCCCUACAGCUUCAAGGCCCUUGUGGACAUCUCCCGGAAUGCAUUCCCGGGCAACAAGAUCCCCAAGAAGGAGGGUACCUCAGUGGCCCUGUGA